This is a messenger RNA of Musa acuminata subsp. malaccensis (wild Malaysian banana), 849 nucleotides long. RefSeq names its product zinc finger protein BALDIBIS. Gene Ontology annotation, cellular component: nucleus. NCBI's taxonomy places the organism in Eukaryota, Viridiplantae, Streptophyta, Magnoliopsida, Zingiberales, Musaceae. The record is from RefSeq and is a predicted model, not a curated record. Gene Ontology annotation, molecular function: DNA-binding transcription factor activity.
CCCUAACCCUAACCCCAGCAACGAUCGAGAUCCUCUCAUCGAUCGGAGGCCUAAGCGAAAGAGGAAUCUUCCGGGAACCCCAGAUCCGGAGGCGGAGGUGAUCGCGCUGUCGCCGGGGACGCUGCUGGCGGCGAGCAGCUUCGUCUGCGAGGUCUGCGGCAAGGAGUUCCGGCGGGAUCAGAACCUCCAGAUACACCGCCGCGGGCACAACCUGCCGUGGAACUUCGCGGCGAAGAAGGCGUCGUCAGACGAGGCGGCGGCGAGGGCGAGGCGGCGGGUGUACGUGUGCCCGGAGGCGAGCUGCGUGUACCACGACCCGUCCCGGGCGCUCGGGGACGUCACGGGGAUCAAGAAGCACUACAGCCGGAAGCACGGGGAGAAGAAGUGGGAGUGCGAGCGGUGCCCCAAGAAGUACGCCGUCCGGGCGGACUGGAAAGCGCACACCAAGAUCUGCGGCACCCGGGAGUACGAGUGCCACUGCGGCACCCUCUUCGCCAGGAAGGACAGCUUGUUGGCCCACCAAGCGGCGUGCGAGGCGACGGCGACGACGACGACAACGGCGGAGGAGAGGGAGGCGAGCACUGUGAAUGGGGAGCUGUUGUUUCCGAGCUUGUGGGGGCGAUCGACGGAGCGAGCGGGGAACAAAGGCGGCUGAUGCAGUUCCAUAGCUCGGAUGCAUACGCUCAAGGCAUUGGGUGCAGAACGCACCCCAUCUUGUAAUAGAUUUGAUGCAAAUGCAUGACGAGAUACAACUCGAACAAUCUGAUGCAUGAUAGAUACUCCAUCAUAGUAUAUUUUUAUUGGGUGAGUCAUGUUGAAUGACAAUGGGCAAUUAAAGAUUAUCCCUUA